Molecule: messenger RNA, 1692 nt
Organism: Aspergillus ochraceoroseus IBT 24754
Lineage: Eukaryota; Fungi; Ascomycota; Eurotiomycetes; Eurotiales; Aspergillaceae
Product: putative MFS alpha-glucoside transporter
Exons: 2
Coding region: 1-1692 (563 amino acids)
Biological process (GO): carbohydrate transport; transmembrane transport
Cellular component (GO): membrane
Molecular function (GO): carbohydrate:proton symporter activity
Source: RefSeq, a predicted model, not a curated record
AUGGAGUCCCUCAAGACUGAGGCCGAGGAAACGGUUUCCCCGACGGAGGGAAAAGGUCCCGCUCAGGACUGCCAGAGCUCGACAGCGUCCAUGGCGAAGAUUAUUGAGAACGCGAAAUCUGCUGCUCAUAAGGAACAGAAAAUGACUCUGUGGCAGGGAGUCAAGCUCUAUCCCAAAGCUGUCGCAUGGAGUAUCCUCAUUUCCACCUGCAUCGCCAUGGAAGGGUACGAUAUUAGUCUGGUCACCAACUUUUACGCUUUCCCUCAAUUCAAUCGCAAAUAUGGGGAAUUGGGGUCAGAUAACAACUAUCAAGUUCCUGCACGGUGGCAAGCUGGUCUGAGCAACGGUGCAUAUGUCGGUGAAAUUAUUGGUCUGUUCAUCAACGGCUGGGCCUCUGAACGAUUCGGAUAUCGAUAUACGGUUAUGGCAUGUUUGGUCCUGAUCACAGCAUGGACUGCGAUCUUCUUCACGGCCCCCAAUGUUCAAGCGCUUCUCGCCGCGGAGAUCCUUGCGGGUAUUCCCUGGGGUGUCUUUCAAACGCUGACCAUCACCUAUGCCUCGGAGGUUUGCCCCGUUGCGCUGCGCGGGUAUCUUACAACCUAUGUCAACUUCUGCUGGGGUCUGGGACAACUGAUUGGAGUGGGUGUUAUUCGGGCUAUGAUCAACCGCGACGACGAAUGGGCCUAUCGCAUUCCCUACGCCCUGCAGUGGAUGUGGCCCGUGCCACUUUUCAUUGGCAUCUUCCUCGCACCAGAAUCGCCUUGGUGGCUUGUCCGGAAAGGCAGAACGGAAGAGGCCAAAAAGUCCUUGUUGCGCCUCACCAGCACAAACCGAGACACGGAGUUCGAUGCAGACGAGACAAUCGCCAUGAUGGUGCAUACAACCGCGCUCGAGGAAAAGAUCACAACGGGGGCUAGCUACUGGGACUGCUUCAAGGGUACUGAUCGGCGCCGUACGGAGAUUGUCUGUAUGGUGUGGGCUAUUCAGAAUCUUAGCGGCAAUUCUUUCUCCAACUACUCCACCUAUUUCUUGCAACAGGCCGGACUUCCAACUUCCACAGCCUACUCGUUUGCCAUGGGACAGUACGGCAUUAAUAUGGUUGGCGUCUUUGGCGCAUGGUUCCUCAUGUCCAGAGGUAUUGGCCGUCGCACUCUCUAUCUUUACGGCCUCUGCGGCCUAUGUGUCAUGCUCCUCGUGAUGGGUUUCCUCGGGCUUGUUCCCGAAUCCCACCGAACCCAGUCUUCCCUCGCGACUGGCUCCAUGAUGAUCGUGUGGGCUCUAUUCUACCAGCUCUCGGUCGGAACCGUGGCCUACUCACUCGUUGCAGAGUUGUCCACCCGCCGCCUCCAAAUCAAGACCGUCGUCCUGGGUCGUAACCUGUACAACAUCGUUGCGAUCAUCUGCGGUGUCUUGACCCCUUACAUGCUCAACCCUACCGCCUGGGACUGGGGCAACUAUGCCGGUCUGUUCUGGGGGGGGAUCUGCUUCCUCUGUAUCAUCUAUACUUAUUUCCGGGUUCCCGAACCUCGGGGCCGUACCUUUGCGGAGCUGGAUGUGCUCUUUGCGCGCCGAGUCAGUGCAAACAAAUUCGCCAGCACGCAGAUCGAUGUGUUCGAUGAAACUGUCGAGAGCCACGUGGUGCAGAACUAUCAGCAUCAGCGAGUGGAUGCAACCGCCGCUGAUGUGGCUUAG